AUGAUAUUUUUAUUAGGAGAAAUACAAACAUCCAAGUUAAGCAGCAAUCUCCAGCCUCCCAUAAUAAAUUGUAGAAUACUAAAAUUUAAAUAUAAAAUGAAGUGCCAAAAAUGCAUAAUGCCCGCGGAAUUUGAAUGCUGCAAAGAAAAUCUUUGUGAACUUCAUAUUCCAGCCCAUCUUAGAUGCUCUGAACGUCUCCAUCUUCCAAAAGUAGUAACAUAUAGGGAAGCAGUUCAAAUAGGCAGCGACACAUCUGGUGCCGCCAAUGAUCAAUUUUUUAAUGAGCCUUUACCAAAAUCAGUUAAUCCAGCAGGCAAUUCUGCUUUCCUUAAUGAUUUUCAGAAAGACUUUACGUGAAAUAAAGAUCCAACUGCAACACAUUCUUUAGAUACAAGAUCAGUCCCUGUUAGAAAAGUUUUGCAUGCAGCUGAACCUCAAUUAAAUGCUAGCAAUUCUAGCCAGCCUCCAAAACCUUUUCCAGUAUGAAAUCCUGCUAGCUCAUCACAAUGUUUUCAGACCCAGCCUAAUAUUCAGCUAGAGUCCAAUUCCACUUUUACUCCCUCAUCAUCGCUUCCUUAUUCUUCGAACAUCACCAAUUUCGUUGGCUCUCAGUCAAACCUUGGUAAUGAUUCAAAUCCAAUUGCAAAUGCACAGCCAGAGCUAAGCGAAACAUAUCAAGUAGUACAAUUUCCUAGAAAUCAGCUACCAAUAGAUAUUCCAAAAAGAGUGGAGGCCAGCAUACCAUUAAAUAGCCAAUCUCAAAGUUAUUCCUAUAAUUCUGAGCCUAUUCCAGUCCAGUUGAUUAGUCCACAAUAUCAAACAAACUAUUCAGAAUUCAGAGAUAAUCUCAAUAAUCAUAUACCAAAUCCUCCUUACGAGCAAAAUAUUGUCAACAAUCCACUUUCUGUAAUACAAUUGCAUCCUAUAAGCCAAGCAUCUUUCAUUGAGAAUCAGCAACCAUUUGCUUCUUCAGCUCCUCUGAUAUCCCAAUAUUAUAAAAUUCAUUGUGAGCCAAAGAUUCAUAACAGUCUGUCUCAUAAAGGUCAUAUAGAAAACUUAAGCAAAAAAUAUGAAAACAUCCAUAUUGAAUUUCGCAAAAACAGAUACCAUUUUUCAGCCUCACAAAAUGAAGGUGAAAAGCUUAAAGAAGAGCUUGAAGAAAUGAUCAAAAAUGAAAGAAAUCAAAAAAUUUAUUGAUGCUUCAUAAAUGACAGUGGAGAAGAAGAAAAAUAUGAGCCUGAAACCUCAAACCGAAUCGAAAACAGCUACCAAAAAUUUAUAACAUUAAAAAAGCCAGAAUUUCAAAGUGUUGAUAUUACUGCAAAUGGGACUAUUUAUACAAUUCACUUUGGAAAAGACCAUAGGCAAGUCUUAAAAAAUUCAACGCUGCAAUCCCGAUCAGUAAGAAGAAGAACUGAAGGAGAAGAUUUUGAUGCAGACAAAGCAGUUGGGAUAAAAGAAAUCAAUUGAUAUUGGCAGCAUGAAUGUGGGAAAUAUAAGCCUUAUACAGCUGAAGCUUCAAGGCUUAUUGAAAAUGCAUAUUCUGCUUAUAAGUCCCUGAAGAAAAAUAAAGAAAAUAAAAAUCCUUCUGAAAGUAAACUUAUUAUCCAAGGAAAGAAUUCAAAUGCCUACCAAAUUGAUCUUGAAGAAAAAACCCAAUUUAAUGAAGAAACAAAGUUUUCUAGAAACAUAAGAAGAGAAAACGAGAUAGCUCAUUACGAUUUCCAUGUGAAUAAAUGCAAAUACAAGGAGGGAAGCCCAAUUAAACUUCAAUAA
Molecule: messenger RNA, 1776 nt
Organism: Blepharisma stoltei
Lineage: Eukaryota; Ciliophora; Heterotrichea; Heterotrichida; Blepharismidae
Source: the annotation of a GenBank genome assembly